Parathielavia appendiculata is the source of this 6261-nucleotide messenger RNA. RefSeq names its product lytic polysaccharide monooxygenase. The record is from RefSeq and is a predicted model, not a curated record. The transcript has 4 exons. Bases 1 to 6261 code for a protein of 2086 amino acids. NCBI's taxonomy places the organism in Eukaryota, Fungi, Ascomycota, Sordariomycetes, Sordariales, Chaetomiaceae. Gene Ontology annotation, molecular function: protein binding.
AUGGACCAGCGCCGCGCCAGGCUCCAUCAGCUGGCCGCCGAAUGUGGAGUGCACCCCCUGCCGCCGCCCGUGGCUCCGCCGACCCCGGCCCCCGAAUGCCGGUCGUCCACCGACGACUUCCAUGCCGAAGAAUUGUUGAAGAGGCGGCGCAUGUCCGCAGCUCCAGACAGGAACUCUCAGGGCAGCCUGAAGCGAGCUUUCAGUUCCCACAAGAAAGCAUGGGAACCAAAGGAGAUCUUCGACGCGCUCGUGGCGCACGUCGCCAACGCCGGGGCGCCGGGCGUCGCCGAUGCCCUCAUUGCCAAGCUGCCGGCUGUCGGCGGGAAGCUGAACGUCACCAACAUCAAGAGCAAGACCAGCUUGCUCACGAGACGAAAGAGCAUUGAAUCCAUGGAGCGCAGCCACAUUUUCCAAAAGGCCAUCGAAAACCGCCAACACGACAUGGUUGCCGUGCUAGCCCAGCAUGCCGACCGUUUUACACUCGACCAAGCAUUACCUUUCGCCAUGCGGUCCUUUGACCUGACCAUGGUGCAUCUGUUGCUCAGUCGGGGCGCUAGUGCCUCUCAAACACAGGAUGGGCAAGAUGCUUUCCGCCAAUUGUGCAUCAUGGGCGGUCACUCGGAAAUGGUCGAGCUCAUCCUCCAGUCGGAAGGGAGGCCGUCGCCAGACUUGCUCUCCAUGGCAAUGGUUGAUGCCGCUCGAAAGGGAUGCCUUCACACUGUUCUGAGACUCAGCCGCUCCUCCGCCGACGGAGAGUACAACAAGGCCGAAGCGCUCAAGGCUGCCAUCGUCCAGUGCAGAGUGGAUAUUGCACUUGCCAUCCUUACCGCCACGAAGCCCCCCGCCGUGGGAGGUCAAGGUGUUUUGGAGAGCUUUGGGCAGCUCACCAGACAUCCCACCAUGGGUCCCAACGAGAAAAUAGUUCUCGCCGAGGCAUUGCUCUGCGCCGGUGCAUCGGGGGAUCCCGUCUCAGUCGCCCUCUCCCAGGCGUGUGCCACUGAGUUCUAUGACAUGGUCAGGCUCCUCAUUUCGUAUGGAGCAUCGAUCGAGUUCCAGGACGCUGCCAUCGUUCGGCGUGCCGCCUCCGCAGGGCACAGCAAGCUCGUCCAGUUGUUGCUAUGCGAGCCGUCGACGCUCAGACCGAUAUACGCUUCAGAUUGUGUUGCGAGCAUUCCGAAGGCGAUUGCCUCAGAAGACCGUUAUGCUAUGCUCAACAUGUUGCUGAAGAAAGGCGCAGGAGGAACGCCGCUGCACAACGCUUUGAUUGAUGCUGUUCAGGCCGGCGACCUCAAAUCCGUCUCACUCCUCCUGAGGCCUCAAUUUCCAGACGUCCUGCCAAUCACCAGCCAGAGCCGACGUAGCAGCUCUCCGGGACUUAUCCUGGUUAGACAUGAGAUGGCCUCUGUUGACCAUAGGAACGGCCUGGCACUCACUUCCGCGGUCAAAAUGGGCUACCUCGACAUGGUGAAGCAGCUGCUGGCUGCUAAACCAUCCACAGAGACCCUCGAUAAGGCAUUCACCCUGACUCUGGGUCUCCAGGUGCCCGCCCGUUACCACAUGGUCGAGCGCUUCCUCUCCGCGGGCGUGUCUCGGUCUAGCAUCUCUGCCGCGUUGCAGCAUGCCAUCGACGAGCAGCCUCCUGAUAGGGACGAAAAUUUGAUUAGGCUUUUGCUGCGACACAAUGCCGACGUCAACUUCAACGACGGUGCUGGUGUUGUUUCCGCCGUCACGAUCCGUGAUCUACCGCUGCUCGAGACUCUGCUACGGAGCAAACCACCAUCUCAUACCAUGGCUGCUGCAAUGGCUAGAGCCAUGCUGGUCGUUGAUAAGCCAGUGCGGUAUGAAAUGGUCAGGCUGCUCAUCAGUGCUGGGGCAGGACGGCAGGGCACCGAGGUGUCGGAGGCACUUACACAGGUGUUGCCCGUCAAGCCGACAGACACCCAACUCGCCGCACUCUUGCUGGAACAAGGACGGGCUGAUGCCAACUUCGAGCAAGGGCUUCCGGUUACGAUUGCCAUCGACGACCCCAAUCCAGCAUUGCUAGAACUCGUCCUCCAACACGGCCGACCCAACCACGACACCCUCUCCCGCGCCAUCGACGCCCUCUGCUCAACCCACACAACCCCAUCAAAAGCUUCCAAAGUCGACGCAAUCCUCCAUCGGAACCCCUCCAAAGAGACGCUCAACGCAAUCCUCUUCAAGGAGGUGCAAACGCUCCUCCAGCUCCCUUCGCCACAGCGCAACCUCGACGUCCUCCGCUCGCUGCUCUCCGCCGGUGCAGAUAUCAACACCCACAAGGCCGCCGCGCUAUGCUGCGCUGUCAGAGCUGCCGACGCUCCCAUCGUCGACCUUCUCUUCGGCGGCGCCGUAACAGCCCCGUCCCCUGCCUCGCUAGCCGCUGCCCUGCCCCAGUCCCUCAACAUCCUGGACCCUAUGGACCGCCUGGCAUUCACGCAGCGGCUCAUUGCCGCCGGAGCGCCGGCGCGGGAAGCGAAUCGCGCACUAGCCUACGCCCUCGCUACCCACCCCGGCGAUCUGCCGCUGAUUGGGCUGCUGGCGGGGCACGCGGACCUGGGGGAUGGGGAGGCGCUGAUGGUGGCGGUUAAGAAUGGGAACGUGGACGCUGUGGAGAUGGUGCUGGAGAAGGGCGGCGCGAAGCACACUGCUGCUGUACUGAGGCAGGCGUUUCAAGAGGGGAUGACGGUCGCGAGCAAGGAGAAGAGGGUUGGGAUUUGCAAGGCGCUGUUGAAGAGAGGCCUUCAGGGGGUGUUUGUCUCGGACGCGUUGCUUGCUGCCGCUAGGGAUGGGGAUGUGGAGCUGGGUGGGGCGUUGAUCGAUUAUGGCGCCAGUAUCGAGCAUCAAAAUGGGCAGGCUGUUAUUGAGGCUUGCGGAGCGGGCUCGCCCGCGGUGCUGAAGAUGCUGCUUGGCGGUAAGGGAAAGAUUACAAAGGCGACGCUUGUCAAGGGGUUCCAGGCGGCUACCCAGGUUGGGGACUUGACAAGGCGAGCCGAGGUGUUCCGGCUGCUGCUCGAAAAAGGGGCCACGGGCGAGGCUAUCGAUGCACAGCUUGUGUUUGCGGCGAAGUUUGGCCAGGACGGCGAGCAGCUGGUGCGCUUGCUGCUGGAGUUUGGCGCCAAUGCUGACUACAACGCGGGCGAAGCCAUUUGGAAUGCGACUAGGGGGGCAAUGAUGGGCAGCCUCAAGUUAUUGCUUGGGGUUGAGAGCGUGGGACCUCGGCAGAAAAAGCCGUCCAUGACAACCUUGCUUCGGGCACUUAAGGCGAGCCGGAAGCUGAGCAGGGACCCAAGGUACCAAGUCAUCGACUGGCUGUUUCAAGCGGGGCUGCCCCCGUGCGAGGAGAUCAACAUUGCCUUGAACAGGGCGGUCAAGGACGAACCCGACGCUCGACUUGUCCAGCUACUUCUCGGGCACGGGGCUUCGCCACUCGUCAACGGCUGCGAGACCCUGACUGAUGCCGCGCAGUUACUCUUGGUGGACAUCCUCCCGAUUCUACUCCAGGUCGAUAUCACUCCGAAGGAUGUGUCAUGGGCAUUCCAGCAGGCGUUCACUCCGGACACUGCUGCAACAUGGCUAUCGGAGAAAGGGUUCGAAGUAGCCAAGAUGUUGCUCAGAAAGGGCGCCGAAGGGCAGAGCCUUGCUUUGGCUUUGAGCACGGUCAUAGACGCCUACGAAUCAGAUAAUGGCAGCGUAGCCCGCAGGUUUGCUGCUGUCCUUCUUCAGUCCAACGUCGACGUUAACUACGGGGACGGGCUGGUCCUCCAGAAGGCGGCCCAAAAGGCGGAUUCGGAACUCAUUCAACAGGUGCUCCAGCGGCAACCGAACUCCCACUCUGUGUCGGUGGCUUUUCCAUUUAUAUUCAACGCUAACCUACCGGAGGGUGAACUACUCCAACUCCUUGAACUUUUUCUAGAUUACCACCAUGAAGGGGAAAGGCUCGAUGUCAUGUUCGUCCACCCCGAGUCUGACCCGGUACUGGUUCGGGCGAUCGACAAGUUUCCUCGUUCCACCAAGAUCCUGCAGACGUUGCUCGAUGCUGGCUACUAUCACGACCAAACCACAACGGCCCGAGUCAUGGAAGACGUCGAAGAGGAACAAGUCAACCUGCUGUUGUGGGCGCUGCUCCAGCCUCAGAAGCGAGUUAGUAGCGCAGUGAUUGAACUCCUCACCGACCGUGGUGCCAAGGUCAACUUCGAAACAAGUCUCUCCAAGACGACUCCACUCAUGCUGGCAAUCCAGAACAAGCGGCAUGACUUGGUGAAGACGCUUAUUCUGGCCGGGGCCGAAGUCGACGUGACGGAUGCCACCGGUAACACGCCAAUGACUCUGGCCACUCAUAUUGGGGGAGACCUGAGCACCUCCAUCAUGUCGAGCAUUCUCGCUGCCAACCCCUCGAUCAACGAUGGCUCCUUGCACAACGCCGCCAGGGACCUCAACUUGAAAGCAAUGCAGGUGCUGGUCGAGUACGGUCACGAUGUCGACUUUCCCAGCACCCUCCACGGAGGACGGAGCGCCCUCGGCGAGCUUUGCCUGAAUGCCGCUCAUGCUGGGCCCUUAACUGCCGCUCAGGAAAAGCAGAUGGAGAGAGCAAUGGCCUUUCUCAUCAACAGAGACACGGAUAUCACUGUUCAAUCUGACGGCAAAUCCGUCCUCCUCCUGGCGCUGAACUCAAUCGACCCGAUCCCGACCACCCGCGCCCUCCUCAAAGUCGGCCUCUGGAAACACGUCAACAAACCCUCUAACCACUACACCGACGGCAUCCACACUUACUCUGCCACCCAAUACGUCGCCCGCGUCCUCUCUUGCUCAGACGACCUUCGCCCUCAGCUUCUUGCUCUUCUCAAAGCCAACCGCGCCGUAGACGUCUACUACGCCAACGACGGCCCGCAGCCCGAAGGCGCCGUCAACCUCCCGCCAGAGCUCCUCCGCGCCGAGCGCGAGCGCCGCGCACGGGAAGAGCGCAUCGCCAAGGAAAACGAGGAGCACACCAUCGCGCUGGCGCGGACCCAGGAGAUUGCACAGAUCCACAACCAGAUCUUCCUCCGGCGGGCCGAGCUCGAGGACUCGCGCGCCCGCAGGAGGAAGAUGGACGAGCUCGACAUGCUGCGGGAUCGGCAGGCGGCCGAGGAGGCGGCGUUCACGGCGGAGUUGAAGCGCCGCAAAGCUGAGCGUGAGGCAGCUAUUGCGCAUGAGCAGCGGCUUAUGGAGUCGGGGCUGACGCGAGCAAGGCUGGUGGCCGAGGCGGAGUUGGAGCUCGAGGGGAAGAAGCAGGAGAUGAUGAUCCGGUGGGAGGGGAAUAUGGCGCGGCAGAGGGAGAAUGAUGCCAAGGCGUUGAGUAAUGUCAGGAUUAAAGAGAGGGAGGCAAUUGAGAAGCUUGAUGCGGCUGCUGAUGCGAGGACGGUCAAGAGGAUUGCUGAACAGAAGAAGUUGGUUGAUGGGCAGGCUGCGCUGGCGGCAAGGUUGACGAAUGCAGGGGUUGGGGAAAGGAGGCAGAUUGGCACGGGAAUCACCAUGGUCAAGUCCCCUCUCACUGCGGCCGUUUCGGCCCUCGGCCUCGCGGCGGCAGUCAACGCUCACGGCCACGUCAGCCAGGUCAUUGCCGACGGGGUCACGUACACUGGGGGCAUCCCUCACGGCGCUCCCGCCAACGCUGUCGGCUGGCUGGCCGCCAAUCAGGACAACGGCUUCGUCGAGCCCAACCGCUUCAGCAGCGCCGACAUCAUCUGCCACAAGAGCGCCCGUCCCGCUCAAAACGCCGUCAAGGUCCGCGCCGGCAGCACCGUCACGCUGAAGUGGAACACCUGGCCCGACUCGCACAAGGGGCCCGUCAUCGACUACAUUGCCUCGUGCAACGGCAACUGCGCCAACGUCAACCCGUCCUCGCUGUCGUUCGCCAAGAUCGCCCAGCGCGGCCUGAACUCGGGCAGCAACCCGGGCAACUGGGCCUCGGACGACCUGAUCCGCAACGGCAACUCGUGGACUGUCACCAUCCCCAGCAACCUCGCCCCCGGCCAAUAUGUCCUGCGCCACGAGAUCAUCGCCCUCCACUCGGCCGGCAACGCCAACGGCGCCCAGGCCUACCCGCAGUGCAUUAACAUCGAGGUCACCGGCGGCGGCUCCGCCCGCCCCAGCGGCACCCCCGGCACCUCCCUCUACCGCGCCAACGACCCCGGCAUUCUCUUCAACAUCUACCGCCAGUUCACCAGCUACCCCAUCCCAGGCCCUGCCGUGUGGCGCGGUUAG